Molecule: messenger RNA, 1899 nt
Organism: Solanum tuberosum (potato)
Lineage: Eukaryota; Viridiplantae; Streptophyta; Magnoliopsida; Solanales; Solanaceae
Product: probable aminotransferase ACS12
Exons: 4
Coding region: 258-1772 (504 amino acids)
Biological process (GO): amino acid metabolic process; biosynthetic process
Molecular function (GO): pyridoxal phosphate binding; L-aspartate:2-oxoglutarate transaminase activity; aromatic-amino-acid:2-oxoglutarate transaminase activity
Source: RefSeq, a predicted model, not a curated record
UCGGACGAUUCGUCACUCAUUAACAGAAUCCUAUCUUCCCGAUUCGUCACUCAUCAACAGAAUCCUAUCUUCCCUGGCCAGCCAAGCAAAGUAGAACUAAACUUCAAAACCCUGAUACCCUUCCGGAGGCAACAUCGCCACAUUUCCGCCGUCGCAUCGGCGGCUCAUAUGACCUCGACCGGUCAAUUGAAACCUAAUUUGGACAACGAAAACGAUACCGGAAAAGCAUCUCCGGGGGACAGUGGAGGGACUUAGGCAUGAGGCUCGUUGUGCCCUUACAAGGUGUAGUUCAAGGCAGAGGCGGCCUUAUUUUAGGCUCACUCAUUCCUUGUGCACUUUUCUACUUUCUCCAAUUCUACUCAAAACGACACCGUACUACCCCGUCUUCUUCUAAUCCUCCGUCACCGUCCACGUCGUCGCCGAACCUCUCCGAGUUACAACGCUCGUCUUCACGUUUAAAUUUGUCAACUCGUGGUUCUGUUGGCCGUGUCUUCUUGUCUUCAAGGGCUAGUUUGGUUGCUGCACCGAAUGAUUCCCCUUACUACAUUGGAAUGGAUAGGUUCCGAGCGGAUCCGUACGAUGAAUUGGAUAAUCCCGACGGUGUUAUUGAUCUCGGAAUUGCGGAAAACAGGUUGUCGCUAGAUUUGAUUGAGAAGUGGAUUUCAAGCAAUGUGAACGGUUCCACGCUUGGAAGUUGCGGUGAUGGAUUGAAUAUCAAUGGAAUUCUUACAUACCAGCCAUUUGAUGGAUUGGCUGAGCUGAAAGUGGCCAUGGCAGGCUUCAUGUCUCAGGUCAUGGGAGAAAAAGUGUCAUUUGAUCCAUCUCGAAUGGUGUUAACAUCAGGUGCAACUCCGGCCAUUGAGGUUCUGUGCUUUUGUUUGGCUGACCACGGGAAUGCUUUGCUUGUUCCAACCCCCUAUUAUCCUGGCUUUGAUAGGGACAUAAGAUGGAGAACUGGUGUAGAUCUUAUACCUGUUCACUGUCGUAGCUCCGAUGCUUUCAUGGUGGAUAUAAUAGCUCUUGAUCAAGCAUUUAGUCAUGCAAGAAAGCGAGGGCAAAAGGUCCGUGGAAUACUUAUCUCAAACCCGUCUAACCCUGUAGGGAACAUUAUGAGUAGGGAAACGCUAUGCAGAAUCUUAGAUUUUGCGAGGGAGAAGAACAUCCAUGUAAUAUCAGAUGAAAUAUUUGCUGGAUCUAAUUAUGGUGGUACAGAGUUUGUAAGCAUUGCUGAAAUUCUUGAUGAAGAGGAUCCUGACAGGGACAGGGUUCAUAUAAUAUAUGGAUUAUCCAAAGACCUUUCUGUGCCAGGGUUUAGGCUCGGUGUUCUGUAUUCCUUCAAUGAGAAUGUUGUGGCAGCAUCUAAAAAGUUGACAAGAUUUUGUGCCGCUUCAGCACCAACACAGAGCCUAUUAGUUGCAAUGCUUUCAGAUGCUGGGUUCAUCAAGGAUUAUAUGAGAACAAACAGAGAGAGAUUGCGCAAAGUGUUUGACUUAUUUGUGGCAGGUCUAAAACAAUUGGGCAUUGAAUGCAUGAACAGCAGUGCAGGCCUGUAUUGUUGGGUUAAUAUGAGCGGAUUGAUUUGCCCUUAUAAUGAAAAGGGAGAGCUUGAGCUGUGGGAGAAGCUCUUGAAUGUAGCUAAGAUAAACGUGACUCCAGGGUCAGCUUGCCAUUGUAUUGAACCUGGAUGGUUCAGAUGUUGUUUUAGUACGGUAGAAGAAAAGGACAUUCCUGUAGUUAUGGAACGGAUACGUAAAGUUGUUGAACGUAGUUAGGCCUUCUGAUUAAAUGUUUAUAGCUUUAAAAUAGUGUAUGCUGUGUUAGUUAUGUCAUUUUUUUUCUGAGAAUGCACUGUCCCUAUUUUGGAAUUUGAUAUGUGCAUCAUUGACACUUAAUACUAAA